Molecule: messenger RNA, 2927 nt
Organism: Stegodyphus dumicola
Lineage: Eukaryota; Metazoa; Arthropoda; Arachnida; Araneae; Eresidae
Product: protein argonaute-4-like
Molecular function (GO): protein binding; RNA binding
Source: RefSeq, a predicted model, not a curated record
UUGCAGGUAAUGAUCGUCCCCCUUCAUAUAAUGAUAACACAUCCACUUCAAGGGAUAUAAAAUCAUCUAUCAGGAUCGAACUACUUUGCUAAAGAAAAUGGAGAAACAGUUUCAGACUGAAACACAGAGAGUCUCUGAAGAGAUUCUUGAUUGUUCUUUACCUUCACCUGUGCAGAUCAAAGAGAAAGAACAGCGGAAGGGAAAAUAUCCAAUGGCUGAAAGACCAUGAUACGGAACUGAAGGUUUUCCCAUAAAGUUGAUUGCAAACUACUUUAUGUUAAAUUAUGAAGGGGAUAUGUGCGUUUAUCAUUAUGAUGUAUAUAUAGUUUCAGUUGGAAAGGAUGGCAAGUGUGAGAAAAGCAUAAUAACUAAGGGACUGUCUUCAAAAGAAGCUAAACAGAAAGAUAUACCUGUUGUUGAACAUCAACAGAAACGAAAUUUAGGUAAAGCGAAAUGUAGGCAAAUUGUUGCAUCUUUAGUUAAGAGCCAUGCAUUACAGAAAUUUUGUCCUGUUUAUGAUGGGCAAAGAAAUAUUUUCACAAAAGUAGAGUUAACCUUUAAAAACGAAAUUUCUAUAGACGUUCAAACAGAAUUAGAAGAUGAAGUGAAAACGUUUCGUAUAACUAUUAAACCAGCUAUAAAUGAAAGCAAUAAUAAUGUGAUUAGUUUGAAGCCAUUAAAAGAAUUAUACUGUGGUCGUUCGAAAGAAGUACCUCAAAUUGCUUUGUUAGUUUUUGAUACUAUUAUGAAUCAUCGAGAGCCUCCGUUGACCCAAAUUCACUUACGAAAUUCCUUUUUUGAUUUGCAGCAAACUGGUAGUCAAAAUUUAGACUAUGGUUUGAAAAUAUGUUUUGGAUACAAUCAGAGUGUUCGAUUAAUGGAAAAAUCUCCAGCAGUAGUUGUUAACUUAACAGCUAAGGCAUUUCAUAAAUCAAUCUCUGUUAUAGAAUAUGCCUGUGAAAUUUUAAAGACAGAUAUUAGAGCUUUGUCGAUGUUAGAUGAGUUCCAAAUCAAAGAAUUGACAGAUGCGCUUACAACUGUUUGCGUUCGUGUGACACAUCAAAGGCAACCACGGCGGUAUAAAAUAAUUAAAGUAUGUCAUUUGCCUGCCCAACAGCAAAACCUAGAUUCUGAUGAGAAAAAAUCAGUUGCUCAAUAUUUUGCUGAACGUUAUGGAGCUCUUCGGUAUCCGCAGUUACCAUGUCUUGAACUAGAAAGUCGUAGAAAUAAAAAUUACAUGCCUAUGGAAAAUUGUGAAAUCAUUGAAGGGCAACCCAAAGUAGGUGAACUGAAAGACGAUUUGAAAAGACGAAUGAUACGAAGUACAGCUGUACCACCUGUACAACGAUUUCGGAGCAUAAUGGAUUAUUCCAAGACUAUAGAAAAUGUAAGCGGAACAGUUAUGAAUGAUUUUGAAAUUAAUAUGGAUGCGCAGUGUAUGAGUUUAAAUGGUAGAGUAAUAGCUGCUCCAGAUCUUGCAUAUGCUGGUACACGUUCCUUGCAAAUUGCAAAACCGGAUCGCAGAGGUGUUUGGAAAAUAGAAACUGGGAAAAAAUUUUAUGAAGCAAAAGAAAAUAAGAAAUGGAUAUUAAUAAGUUUUUCAACUUACAGCGAUUAUAGAUAUGAAAAAUUAGAACGUUUUUCUCAAUUUUUAGUUGAUUCAAGUCAUAAAUGUGGAAUGAAAUUACGUCACCCGUUCGAGAUAAAAAUUUUUGAUCUUAACAUCAGCACUGAAGAUGCCAUACUCUAUGCUUUCGAACGUGAUGUUGCAUUUGCUGUCAUAGUUUUAUCUGGCACAAAAAAAAGUCGAAACGUUACGUACAGACAUAUUAGAAGAUAUGAAGAGAUAAAAUUUUUUGCAGACUUUCAGUAUGGAUUGGUUACUCAAUGCAUAGAUGAUAAAAACCUGGAAAAAAUUAAUGACCAAAUUGCAACUAAUAUUUGCUUAAAACUUAAUGUUAAAUUAGGAGGAACAAACCAUGUUAUCUCUCAAAACCUUGAGGUAUUUUCUAGACCAUUUAUUGCUUUCGGAGCAGAUGUUAUUCACUGGCCUCGGGGUUUUGGCUACCCAUCCAUAGCAUCAGUCGUUGGAAGUUUUGAUACGAAAGCAUCUAAAUAUGCUUUAACGUGCCGUUUGCAAGAAAAUAAAAAAGAAAGCAAAGUAUCACAGGAAAUAAUUGUACAUAUGAAAGACAUGGUGAAAGCAAUUUUAGAAACUUUCAAUAAGAAGCAUAAAAACCAAGUUCGUCCGCAAAAAUUAAUUUUCUUCCGCGAUGGAGUUUCAGAAGGUCAGUUCAAAUCAGCGCUUGAAGAAGAAGUAGGCAGCAUCUAUGACGCUUGCGACGAAGUAUAUCAUGAGAUAAUACCUGUUACUUACAUUGUUGUGCAGAAAAGGCAUCAAACUAGAAUUCGACCGCAGGAUCCUAAAGAUGGAGUUGGCAGAAUGGGUAAUGUUCCUCCUGGUACUACAGUUGAUACUACUAUCACUCAUCCUAUAUAUUUUGACUUCUUUCUUUGUUCUCAUGAAGGCAUACAAGGUACUAGCAAGCCGGCGCAUUAUACUGUACUUCAUGAUGAUAAUAACUUCACAGCAAAAGACUUUCAAAAGUUAUGCCAUUUUUUGUGCCAUAUUUACGCCCAUUGUACUCGGAGUGUUUCUAUUCCAGCUCCUGUACUGUAUGCUGAUUUGGCAGCUGCUAGAGCUAAAGCAUAUGCAGAUUUAUUCAUCGAUCCCCAUUCAGAAAAUGGCCAAAGUUCCAAGACACAGAAAACAUUGCCUCCAAUUGUUAUUAAAGCAAUCGAAAGUAUGCAAUACUUCGAGAAUAUGUUUUAUGUAUAGAUUUAAAAAAAAUAAUAGUAGUAGUAAUAAAAAAGUCUGAAAGCUUUCAGAUUUCAGAUUUAUUACGCCCAAAGGGGCGUUUUUCUAA